UGGAUGUUUAUUUUUGCUAUAGAAAAGACAUUUAAUGGGGUAGGAGAAAGCGGUAUCAUUGUUCACAUAAAAACAGGGCAUAUUACAGAGUGGUGAUUAAACCAAAUUCCAGAAAAAGUUUUAUUACAUUUCAUUGAUUAGUUUUGAGGGUAUGCAAGUAGCAUAGAAUGCUGUGAAAGCCAGAGAAUAACUCAUAGGAGCAGGUUCUCGGCUGAGAAUUGAAUUCGGGUUGGCAGCCGUCUUGGUGCAUGCUCCUUUACUCCCUGGACCAUCUCACCGCUCCCCAGAUUUAUCCUUAGUAUUAUUAAUUCUCUACAAUUCUAUAUAAACUACUACAUUUCAUCAAAACAUCUUCACACAUACGCAUUAUUACACUGAACCAAAUUCUUACAGUGUGUUAGUUACUUCUCUGUUUCUAUGACCCAAAGCAAUUUAGAAAGGAAACAGUUUGUUUUGGCUUAUGGUUCCUGAGGGUUACAGUCCAUAAUCCAGGGAGGCAUGACAGCAGUUAGGAAGCUGGAUGAUCACAUUUUGGCUGUGUACAGGCAGCAGAGAGUGGGUUGAGAGUGCGGCAAGGUCUCUCCUGUUUUUAAUCAUUUUAAAAAUCUCUCUCUCGUCCCUCCCUCCCUCUCUGUUGCACAACCUGGUCUCAAACUCAUGGACUCAAGUGACCCCUCCCAUUUCUGUCUUUCAAGUGUCCCGGGACCAUGGGUGCAUGCCACCAUGCCUGACUGGUUCUUGACCUCUUUGGGUCGAGUAAUCCUUUGAAAAUCUGUUGAAAACUGGUGACUCAUUCAUCCCUCAUGGGGGGGAACCACACACGCUUGCAACAUAUUGACUAGGGGAUUUACACUAGAGUUCUCCUGAGAGAAAUUUUGUUUCCGGGAAUUUAUAAAAUUAUCAUGGUCUGUAUUUCCCAAGAGGGUGACUGAAACCUGGUGUCCAGAGGGUCCAUAUUUUUGAGCCUCUUCCGCGUUUGCUUCAGAACACUAACCAGGCAUGAGUGACCUUCUGCCCUUAUUUUAACCUGCUGUAUUCCCAGCAGAAUACAAAACAGUAUAGAUCAGAAUCCCCUACUCUUCCUUGUCUGAUUCUUGCUUGUCCCAGUGGUUCACCUCCUGAUUAUCUAGCUGGAGGAGAACAAAUUAGAGGCAGAGAGGCAGGUGAGAAAGGGACCACCUACACACCCGAGUUUGUGAAUUAGACACAUGCACAAAGUGAAAAGAAUUUGUACCUAAAGCCGGUGAGUGGACCAUAACCUCUUUACCACACCCACUGACUUUUCCACUUGAUGUAAGUGAGCCUGAACCAGGCUGUGGAUUCUGACAGCCCAGGAACCAGGGCCCCCCAACAUGGAAGCUCUGGCCUUCCCUGACCUCACAGCCCUAGUAGUCCUGAGAUGAGCGAAGAUCCGGUGGCCCCUGUGAGAAAGCCAUUGAGAGGCACAGCCCUUUGGGUUUGGGAAAGGGGAGGACGCAGGAGAGGUAGGAUUUUUUUUUUCCUGGUUAAAAUUUGUGGAGGAAAGAUUGCUGUAUCUGCGCCCUUCCUUCGAUCAAGGUGUCUCUGUUGCUCCAUAAAUAAAACGUCCCACUGCUUUUGGUGAGCACUAUAAAGGCAGCAGAAGACUGUCCCCAGGGCAUUCCAGACAGGCAGAGAGCACCGGAGCCCAAACAGGUGAGUUCAUCGCAGAAGAUGCUGUUGGCUGCACCCCGCCCUGUUGUAACUCUCUAGGGAUGGGACAGGUCAGGCGCCAGCGGGCAAGGCAGGACAAGCAACAGAAAAGGCGAGACAAAAGCCAAGUGGGUGUCGGACCUGGAAAGUCGCUGCACCUGUCCCCAAGUGGGACAGCACUUCUGCAGUCCAGAGUGUGCGUGGAGCACACUGUUUAGUGUGGGGAGUACGGGACCCUUUCCCUGUCUCACCCGCACGGGUCCCGUCGGGCGGAGAUUUCAGGACGCGGACAGCGCCCUAACUGUACCCCAAGUCCCCAAAGUGAAGCUCACUCCCUGGACAGCGGGGAUUCCCGGGUAUCUGGUGUGGGAGACAUUGAAGUCCUCAGCUGCCUCCCUCAGGUGGCCUAGGGCCGGUUUGUUCCCAGCGCCAAGGACGGCAGGACCCGGCUGACUCUCCAGCACCGCUAUCACAGGUGUCACCCGAUCCGUGCGCCCUGGUGCCGGCUGCGGACUGCUUCUUGCCUGUCUCUCACCGUCGCGUCCCCUCCUGGUCGGUGGUCCUCGGGCUCGCAGACCAUGGCAACGCCAGGCAGUCGCUCGGAGCCAUCGCAGCUCGCCGAGUACAGCUGCAGCUACAGGGUGUCGCGGCCGGUGUACAGCGAGCUCACCUUCCAGCAGCAGCGAGAGCGGCGCCUGCAGGAGCGCAGGACGCUGAGGGACAGCCUGGCGCGGAGCUGCAGUUGCUCCAAAAAGAGAGCCUUUGGUGUACUGAAGACUCUCCUGCCCAUUCUGGACUGGCUCCCCAAAUACCGAGUCAAGGAAUGGUUGCUCAGUGAUGUCAUCUCUGGAGUCAGCACUGGACUGGUGGCGACCCUGCAAGGCCCUUUCCCUGUGGUCAGUUUGAUGGUGGGAUCUGUUGUUCUGAGCAUGGCUCCCGAUGACCACUUUCUGGUGCCCAGUGGUAACGGAAGUACAUCAAACACGACCACGUUAGAUACCGGAACCAGAGAUGCGGCAAGAGUACUGAUUGCAAGCACCCUCACUCUUCUGGUUGGAAUCAUACAGCUGGUAUUUGGAGGUUUGCAGAUUGGAUUCAUAGUGAGGUACUUGGCAGACCCUUUGGUUGGUGGAUUCACAACAGCUGCUGCCUUCCAAGUGCUGGUGUCACAGCUAAAGAUUGUGCUCAAUGUUUCAACCAAAAACUACAAUGGCAUCCUCUCCAUUAUUUAUACACUAAUUGAGAUUUUUCAAAAUAUCGGUAACACCAAUAUUGCGGAUUUCAUUGCUGGGUUACUUACCAUCAUCAUCUGUAUGGCUGUCAAGGAAUUAAAUGACCGAUUUAAACACAAAAUCCCAGUUCCUAUUCCUAUAGAAGUGAUUGUGACAGUAAUUGCCACUGCCAUUUCCUAUGGGGCCGACUUGGAAAAAAAAUACAAUGCUGGCAUUGUUAAGUCCAUCCCAAGUGGGUUCUUGCCUCCUGCACUUCCGUCCGUGGGCCUGUUUUCCGACAUGCUGGCUGCAUCCUUUUCCAUUGCUGUGGUGGCUUAUGCUAUUGCAGUGUCUGUAGGAAAAGUCUAUGGCACCAAGUAUGAUUAUCUCAUCGACGGAAACCAGGAAUUUGUUGCCUUUGGCAUAAGCAAUGUCUUCUCAGGAUUCUUCUCCUGUUUUGUGGCCACCACUGCUCUGUCUCGAACGGCUGUCCAGGAGAGCACUGGAGGAAAGACACAGGUUGCUGGCAUCAUCUCAGCUAUGAUUGUAAUGAUCGCCAUUGUUGCCCUGGGGAAGCUUCUGGAACCCUUGCAGAAGUCCGUCUUGGCAGCCGUCGUCAUUGCUAACCUGAAAGGGAUGUUCAUGCAGGUGUGUGACGUCCCUUGUCUGUGGAGGCAGAAUAAGACUGAUGCUGUUAUCUGGGUGUUUACAUGCGUAAUGUCCAUCAUUCUGGGACUAGACCUGGGUUUGCUAGCUGGCCUUUUAUUUGGACUACUGACUGUGGUCCUGAGAGUUCAGUUCCCAUCAUGGAACAGCCUUGGAAGUGUCCCCAGCACAGACAUCUAUAAAAGUGUCACACAUUACAAAAACCUUGAAGAGCCCGAAGGAGUGAAGAUCCUGAGAUUUUCUAGCCCUAUCUUUUAUGGCAAUGUCGAUGGUUUUAAAAAAUGUGUUAAGUCCACAGUUGGAUUUGAUGCCAUUCGAGUUUAUAAUAAGAGGCUGAAAGCACUGAGGAGAAUACAGAAACUCGUCAGAAAAGGACAACUGAGGGCAACAAAGAACGGGAUCAUAAGUGAUGUUGGCUUAUCAAAUAAUGCUUUUGAACCUGACGAGGAUGUUGAAGAGCCAGAGGAACUUGAUAUCCCAACCAAAGAAAUUGAGAUUCAAGUGGACUGGAACUCGGAACUCCCAGUUAAAGUGAAUGUCCCCAAAGUGCCCAUCCAUAGUCUGGUACUGGACUGUGGAGCCAUAUCCUUCUUGGAUGUGGUAGGAGUGAAGUCACUGCGAAUGAUUGUCAAAGAAUUCCAGAGAAUUGACGUGAACGUGUACUUUGCUUUGCUUCAAGACGAUGUACUAGAAAAAAUGGAGCAGUGUGGGUUCUUUGAUGACAACAUUAGAAAGGACAGAUUCUUUCUGACGGUUCAUGAUGCUAUACUCUAUCUGCAGAACCAGGUUAAAUCCAGGGAGGUCCAGGAUUCCCUUCUAGAUACGAUCACCCUCAUUCAAGACUGUAAAGAUCCUCUUGAACUGAUGGAAGCAGAGAAGAAUGAGGAAGAACUUGAUGUUCAGGAUGAGGCCAUGCGUAGACUUGCUUUCUGAGAGUGGGUACGGGGUCACCGCCAGCAAGGACCGCGGACAGAACGUGUCUAUCGGGUCCUCUCCGCAAGUGUUCUCUGCUCUAUUUCUUCAUACUUAAACAGCCAUCCUCUUACUGCUAUGUUAAAAUAUUUACAUUUUUAAACUUCUUAGGCAUUACACGAGAAACACUGGUCAUUUCUGUGUCUUAAUGCAGAAAACAGACAGCUUAGCUCUAAAAUAUUCAAAACCAUGAGACUUGUCCCUGAAAAUCAGCAAUGUCUGGGACCUGAGACAGUGCUCAGUGCCGCUGACACCAUGACAGGUUUACUCUCUGUGUCCACAGAGUGUGCUCUAUCCCUGUUAAACUGUAUAAGUGUGCCCUCAACAGCCUUUGUGGGAGGUGAGCCAGGAAGGAUCACACUAAGAAAGGUAAAACAGAGUUACUAAUGCACUCAGUGAGCUUAAAAAAUAAAACCAACCUUUGAAAAUAAUUUUGUUUAGACUUAUUUUGUUUAUGAGUGUUUUGUUCAUACAUAUAUCCGUACACCGUGUGUAUGCCUGGUGCCCAAAAAGUUAGAAAAGAGUAUUCGAUUUCCUGAGAACGGAGUUAUAGAUGGUUGUGAGCUGUUAUAUGAGUGUUGGUAUUUGAACCCAGGUCCUCUGCGAGAGCAUCAAGUGCCGUUUAGCACUGAGCCGUCUCUCCAAUCCCCAUAAUUCCUAUUUUUAAAUACAGCUUUAGCCUAUCUCCUUGUAUAAUGGCAAGAUAAACUCUCUUCUGUUUAAAGCCAGGUGUGGUGGUCCAUGCCCGUAAUCCUAGGCCUUGAGAGGCCGAGGCAGAAGAAGCAAUAGUUCAAGGUCUGUUGUGCUAUACAGUGAGACCAUAUUUUGAAAAAUCUAACAUGAAGACAAUUUUGACCAAACCCUUUUUUUUUUUUUUAAAGAUUUAGUUUAUUUGUUA
Messenger RNA from Alexandromys fortis (reed vole), 5418 nucleotides. RefSeq names its product solute carrier family 26 member 4 (gene Slc26a4). The transcript is spliced from 19 exons. The coding region runs from base 2250 to 4481 and encodes 743 amino acids. The record is from RefSeq and is a predicted model, not a curated record. Gene Ontology annotation, biological process: transmembrane transport. Gene Ontology annotation, molecular function: secondary active sulfate transmembrane transporter activity; chloride transmembrane transporter activity; oxalate transmembrane transporter activity. Lineage: Eukaryota; Metazoa; Chordata; Mammalia; Rodentia; Cricetidae. Gene Ontology annotation, cellular component: plasma membrane.